This is a messenger RNA of Drosophila navojoa, 2139 nucleotides long. RefSeq lists its product as uncharacterized. NCBI's taxonomy places the organism in Eukaryota, Metazoa, Arthropoda, Insecta, Diptera, Drosophilidae. The record is from RefSeq and is a predicted model, not a curated record.
CUAUUUUGACAAUGUUUUCACAUUCUGAGAACAUUUGGCAUGCAAAUUAGGCCCCACGCCUCGAUUGACCCAAAUUGAAAGGCGAUAAAAUGUGCGUGAAUGCCGAAAAAUCGGUUUAGUUCGCUGACAGACAGACGGGAAGGCCCGAAAUUAUGUUGCUACCCAUAACAUUAACGUUAACUUUGGCGAUCAUCGUCAGCCUGGCAACAUCUGCGACGCAUUUUAGCCAGGUAAAACGAAAACAUUGGAAACGUGCUCCCGCUCAUGGAACCUUCAACGUGGAUGCCUAUGCUUACAACAAGCCCGUGGUGAACCUGGUGAAGCACUUGCCCAGGUCUGGCCAGGCUCUACCCGUGGGUCGGCUGCUGGAGCAGAUCGCGCUGAGCAGUCGAGUGAGCGAAGUGCCCAGAACUGAAUACAGAAACCUCGAUUCGAGUCGAGAAUCUACGGGCAGCAUGGAUCCAGCCUCAUUAGCUGCUCUCAAUAGUGAAUUGGCGCAGAUGCAAAUGAAUUUGAAAUUAUAUUCACACGAAUUUCAUGUCCAGGACAAGGGCAAGAAGAAAAUUGUGAUUAUAAAUACACUGGGAGGUGACAAGCAGAAGGAGUCGGUUGAGAAGUCACCAGAGUUGGAGAAACCGGAGCAGCAGAGUCCAUUGAAUCUGAAAUUGGCAUUACCUGAGCGCUGGGCAGACGAGGUGGCAACCUCACGGCCAAAGCCGGACAAUUCGAACGAAGUUUUGACGAACACUCGAGCAAUUAGCCCAAUGAAAGCUCAGCUAGCCAAAAUGGAAACAGCUCAGGAGUUGGACAAACUGGCGAAGCUGCCAGACGACAGCAAAAAGCGAACAAAUGAUGCGACAACAAUCGAAAUGGCAUCAACAACUGCAGAGAGGGGGGAGCAGCUAAAGUCAGGACAACAGUCGAAGACUAUUGUAAAUGUGAACCAUGUGGAGGUCGAGGGCUUACAGAAGCACUUGGGCAUUAAGCGGGGGCAGAUGGAAGAGCACACGCAGCAGCAGCAGGUGAACAGCGAGCAGGAGUUGGGUCAGAUAGACGGGCAGGCAAAUGAAGAGGGACAGCAGCAAGUGGAACUGCAAGAGAAACUGAAGAUGGAACAGAGUGAGCUGCAGCAAAUAGACAGACCGUUGACAGAGGUAGAGCAGUCCAACUUGAAGAAACAGCAGGGGGAACUAAUGAGAGAGGAACAAGAAAAACUUAAGAAGAAAGAAGAACUGCAACAGAAGCUCAGCGGAACAGUGGAAAGGGAACAAACACAGCUGGAGCAGAGUCAGGUGAUGCAAGAGCAGAUGAGAGAAGAUCCAGCUGGAAAUGUGACCAAGGCAGAGCAGCAGAUAGAGCAUCCACAGCAACUAGAUAAAUAUAACCUGGAGCAGCAGAAGGAAGUUGAGCCACAAGAGCAGAUGCUAAAGCUAGAUCAACUCAAGAAACAGCACAGAGUGGAGCAGCAACAAAUUGAGAAGCAGACACAGAUGAAAGAACAUCAGACAGCAGCAAAGCUAGAGCAGCUAAUGGACAAAGAAGAUGAGAAAUUGGAGCCAGUCGCACUACAGUUGCAGCCGAAUCCGAAGCCUGAUCAAAAUGUUGCUGACGCACACGUUGCUGCUGUGGAUGCAGCCAAGAAAGAUGACAGCCAAUAUGACAAUGAUGGCCCAGCAGCUGGCAUGAAUAUGUCGGGCGAGCCAAAGCUCGAGUCCAAGCCAGAAGCUGGUGCUGCUGGAGCUGAACCGAAAGCAGGACCCACUCCAACUCCAGUGCCAGCUCCGGCUCCAGCUCCGACUCGAAAGCUGAUGACGUCUGUUGGACAGACAGCAGAUGUCAAGGCGACAACGGAAAUCAGCUCACAGGACAAGCGCCAACCAAUGCCAAAGGGGCAAAAGGGGCACAACGGAAAAAUGGGGCAAAAGGCAGCCAAAGGCAAGGGCAAGCGACGACCCACUGAUGAGCAGGAAAUCGAAACUACGACAAAUUGGUGGCAGAUACUACCAUAUGCGGAAAUUAGAAAAUUUUUGAAUACGAUCUAUGAUAGCAUCGCUGACGAUGACGACGCCAACGACGAAAGAGCCCAACGGAUGCGGACAGAAGCAGCGAUUGGAGCGCUAGAAUAGGAGAUUGUGAAUU